CUGCAUAAUCAGAUUCGCUCAUCGUCAAAGUUUAUUUUCGAUUUCGAGAAAGUUUCUCCCAAAAUGAACUUGAUAUUUCGCAUUUUGUGCGUUUUGAUCCUCACUCCUGCCAUCCUUGGACAGAAUAAGGGAGCAGAAAAGGAGGCAGUUCAUAUUAAAACUUCAGAAAGGGUGCAAAACGACGAGAGAACAGUGGGAAUUGAUGUGGAGACUGAAAAGAUCGAUCUCGAUGCAAAAGGAAACUUCGCUGAUGCCGAGAUUUUGAAGGUCAACCUGCAGGUCUCAGUGAUUGAAGGCAACAUCCAUGUAAAUGGGAUGCGUGCCAAGCACGGCUCGGUGACUGCCUUCCACUUCCAUGCUGAGAUAGAUGAGAUUGGCCCCAACAAGAAACUCCUGAAGCACCACAUGCUCCCCAUCGUCAUCCGCGUCCUGGUGGUGGAGCAGCACCUUGUGACAGGAACCAACACCCUGAACAAACUGAUCGUGGAGGCUCAGAUCAGGGAGAUCUACGGCAAGACCAUCAGGGACAUUGACGUCACCCAAGUUGAUAUCCGCCUGAGCAACGACAAGAAGGAGAUGACACUUGAGCGCAAGGUGACGGUCAUCCGCCUGGCAGAGUCUAAGAUCCACAACCACAAGCCAGAACAUGACAUUGAUGUGCACAGUCAGGGAGGUCGACUUCCCAAAACCAAACUGCAUGCCUCCAAGGAGCAGAUGGAUGACUACUACCGCCACCAGGACAAACUGGGGCCAGCCAGGACCCCUAAACACCCACUUCAUGCUUCCAAGACCUCCCUCGGCGGCAAGAUGGAUGAGUAUGAGCACAGUAUCUGCCGUGGAUUCUACCGCCUGCCGUUUGCUGUCCGUCUAUCCAUCUUCCUCCUGGUCACCUUCAUCGGUCUCCUGACAACCUUCUGUUGCAUCCGUGCAUUCUGCUGCAAGCCGGCUGCCAAGGGCAAGAAGUACAACAUUGAUGACUACUAUGACAACAAGUAUGAGUUUGACGCCGACAUGGAUGCCCCGCCCCUUGACACCAAGAUACCCCUGGAGAAGCAGAAACUUGUCAUUGAUGCUUGAUGUUAAUUUUCUGCUCUAAUUGACUACUAUAAUUGCUCUAAUGCAUUCGCAUACACCAAUUAGAAUAGAGUUUAUUUAAUGUUAAUCACAGUUCUCUUGAUUGUAACCCUUUCCGGCGUGAUUGAUUUCGCAGCUGUGGAGAGAAAGCGGUGGAUCUCAGAGCAUGUAGUAGUACCUCACCUAGUAAACACUUGUUUUUUUCACCCUUAAAGCUAAUGUAUGGACAUUAACUUAAUAUACCCAGGUUUCAUCCAUUUGGUUCCACAGUGUUGUGUUCAGUAUACUUGCACAGUAGACUAAUGUACUUCUAUCUUUGACUGGACAAAUCCUUUACAUUAAGGUGGCUAUAUAUAUCAAUUCUGGCUUAGUACAUAGGGCCGUAGCAGGGGGUGGGGAACUGGGGGUCAUUUGCCCCCAAAUAUUUUCAAAAAUUACAAGGAAAUGACUAGUAGGGGCAUGGAGGUUCCCACCUAAUAUUUUCUUAAUGUUUCUGUAGUGUGCCCCCCCCCCCCCCCCCCAAAUAUUUUGAGGCCUGCUAUGUCCGUACAUACCUUGUUUCCCCUUCCAGAUAUCUUACUGUUUUGGAGUUUCUUUGUACCUGAAAAUUUGCACUUGUACCCAAGUCUGUCUUGUAAGAUACUGAUGCACUCUGUAUUGUAAACAGUAUCGAAUGACUACUUAAAAAUUCAUCUUGUGCCUAGGCUAAAAAGGGGUUUAGAAUAAGCAUUCAUGAUUUUCACAUGAUAACACAAGUUUGCUAUGUGUCAAGACAAAAAAAUGUUUCUUUUUUUAUGUUUUUCCUAAUUGUUCCACAAAGUAGAGGACUCACAUUUUGUAUGCUGUACCUACACUAUGACAUACCUAAUCCAAGAUGUGUAUGGCAAAAUGGAUUUGAUCUAUGUGUUUUUUAAGUUUUCUUGUAGGGAGAAUAUUACGUCACAUGACCAUUCCUUUGAAUGUAAAUACAUGUAUAGGUACUUCAUGGUAGCACUAAGUUAGACACUGUUCUUUUCUUGUGCCAUUCAAAAUGUAACAUGAAGGUGAAACAAUCGACUUUGUUUAUUUGCAAGCAUUUGUGUUUGGAAUGGUACAUAAAAAGAAUGGCAUCUAAACUAGGUCUAGAUUUCUAGUUUCAUUUUUUUUCUAUUGCAGUGGAACCUUGAUGUAACAAUAUUGCACGGGAACAAAACUGCAUUGUUAUAUUGGGAAUUUUGUUUUGUUGAAAGCACCAUUAUAUCUAGUAUCUCCACACAGAGGUUCCACUGUUUUAGUGUAGAGAUUUCAGUGACUUAGAUAUUAACAUGGUAGAAUUAUGUUGCUUGUGCACUUCUUUGUUUUUUUUAUAAUUUUGGAAUAAAGUCGCAUUCUUGUGGA
Messenger RNA from Nematostella vectensis (starlet sea anemone), 2451 nucleotides. RefSeq lists its product as uncharacterized. Bases 64 to 1077 code for a protein of 337 amino acids. The record is from RefSeq and is a predicted model, not a curated record. The transcript is spliced from 5 exons. NCBI's taxonomy places the organism in Eukaryota, Metazoa, Cnidaria, Anthozoa, Actiniaria, Edwardsiidae.